AUCUUCUUACAGCAGAUCAUUCCAAUUUUAGACAUAAUUGUAUCUGGAAUGGCCUUGUAUGAGCUCUUGCAGGGAAAAAUGUAAACUUGUAGCGGUGAUCUGAGGUAACGCAGAGCUCAAGUAGCCCUCAUGAACGCUGUUUUCAGGACGAUAUCGUCAAUUAAUGUAAGAUAUUCAAGUAUCCAUCUACAUAAUCGAUGCUGGCGCGGGUCAUCAACCACACGGAACCUGCACUGCAGAGCUGCAGAUGUGCAGCAGGUGUCAAGCAGCACGGCAGAGGAAGAGUUUGCUUGGGGGGAGGAACCUCAACAGCUUCUGCUAACAGACAACUUCCUUCCGACAGCUACGGCUCUGAGAGAACACUUCGAAUCCAGGUUUGAGAAUCCCUUGAAGACAACAAGCGAUCGCUUUGUGUGGGAUUACUGGCAUGUGCCUGACCAGUACACGCUGCUGCGCACGCCUGCAGACCACUUCUUCCCUGAAGACACCUACAGGGAGCUGGAGGAUGCUCUGCUGGAGUAUGGGGAGCAGCAGCUGGGGUGCAGGGGCAUCUCCCCAAUCUGGCUCUCCUACUACGUCCACGGCUGCCGCCAGGAGCUGCAUGCUGACAGCCCUCACGGGCCAUGGGCGUUUGUGCUAUCGCUGACGCAGUGGGAGGGGCGCAGCUUCAGCGGCGGGGAGACAAUGAUCUUCCAGCCGCACAUGCUCGACUUCUGGUCAUCCUUCGACCCUGCAAGGGGCUUUGAAGUCAAGGACAUGGUGACAUUGGUGGAACCGCAUUUCAAUCGGCUGACGGUGUUUGACGGGCGCUACCCCCACGGCGUGCGGCCAGUGGAGGGAACGCGCGACCCCCUACGCGCGCGCCUCGUCCUGCACGGCUGGUUUACCGAGCCGUCGCCCUUUUUCGAUGGCCCUUUGGACGAGGAGGCAGCCACAGAAACUUUGGACAGCGUGCUCAGCGAGCUCUACGAGGAGCUGGGCAGCCUUCCGCAGUGCUUGGGCACGAUAGUCAUCCGCUUCACAGUGUCUGGGGAGACAGGACAAGUCUCCAACCUUAGGUGUCUGACGGACACUUUAGUGCACGUCCCUACGGACCCUGACCCGGAUGGUUUGAGCGUGAGGGACCAGGUUUUUGAUGCAAUACACCACCACAUCAGCCAACGAGCGGAGUUCCCUCCCUGCCAACAAGGAGACACUUCGAUCACGUUGCCGUUUGUGUUCCAGUAGCCGGCAUGCGCCAUGCAAUGCGCUGGUAGAAUGGAUUGCCAAAGAGUCAAUUGACGGGGAAGGCAGAGUACAAUAGGUCAAUAAGGAAGGUUCUGUUAUGGGCGGCAGAGUAGUGCUUUGCUCUUAGUCACAGCUCGCGUUUGCUCUCAUAUGAUUUGCAUGCAUGCAAAUCCGCAGCGUACACUCACAUAUAAUUCUGAGACCCUUUAUUCCACUUCUCUUUCCGCUCAUGCAGUACUUUUGUGGAGACCUCUAGAGGGUGAUUUCUUGAAGAGUGCAAUGCUGACACAAAUGCAGACUUAAUUUAAUUAUUUUGCAUGCGUAUCACCGCAUGCAGUGCUGGUCGCAUGCCAGUUAUGUACAAUCUAUUUUCUACUAAUCUCCUCUAUCAGUAAGAAAAUGUACCAAGUAAAUCUUAUCACAAAGCAGUGCAGGACCAUUCUGACAUACACUUACACCUACUCUGACACAACCCCUUACACCAGACUAAUGUCCUUCUCAUCAUAUGAUGUGCACCCGCUGAUUAAGGCAAUGAAAAUACAAGUUAAUAUGCAUCAGAUGUACAUUUAUUACCCCUACGCGCUGACUAGGCAUCCGGUGGGACACCCAGCUGGCGUGCCAGGUGGCGAGUGUCGGCGUCCAGAGUGGCGAUGUUCCCUUCCACCGAUUCCAUGCGCGCCUCCAGCCCCUCCAACGCUGCCAGCAGCGGCCGGCAUGCCUCCCUCUUCCGCUGAAUCUCCUGCAUGAGGGGUUGCCAGUUGGCGAGCUCCUGCUGCAUGUGCAGGAACUCCGCGCGAGACACGGUGUUCACGCCAAACAGCAGCUCGUAGUUUGCAACCGCCCCGUCCAGCUCAGCGCUCACUGCGCCCGCCAUGUCAUCCACCAGCCGCUCAGCCUGCGCAUGCAGCUUUGCUCUCCUGGCCGCAGCUCGGUCGGCUGCACAGCUAGACGCCGCCUCUGAUUCCUGUAAAGGCAUAGAGGGACCUGGACGCACGUCCAACGGCGUUCCUGAUCCAGACGCCUCAGCUGCUGAACUUUCCGGAAGGUGCUUGCCAGCUUCCGGCCGGCCUCCUGUUGGCGCACCGCUGCCGGGUAAUAUGUCACCUUGAGAUUUGCCCUCAGGAUCCGCAGAGAUUUGCACAGAGUCUGCUGCUUGUGUGGCUGUGGUAGCUGUGUCUAAUAAUGCUGCUGCUUCAGCGGGCUGCGCUGAAGUUUCUUGCGGCGCGGAUGAGUCAUGGCCAGGUGGUGCUGAGGAGGCGGAGGUUGCCAAACCGGGCCGGGGCAUCCAUGCAGGCAGCGCCAGACUUGGCAGCGACACGGCUGGCAUGGUGACUGAUGGCAGCCAUCCUGUCAGGCCAUAAGAGGUGCCCGUCUCCGGGGUUGUCCCUUCCUCGGGUUUUUUUCCUGCGCGCACUUCUUCUGGCGGAGGCAGGGGGGUGUCUGAAGCAGCGCCCUGCUCCACAAAGGCCUCCAUUAUGCGUUGGAUGGCGGCUGAGUCCGGGGGAGUUCCCUCCAGAGCCGCCCUGCU
Messenger RNA from Coccomyxa subellipsoidea C-169, 2755 nucleotides. RefSeq lists its product as hypothetical. The record is from RefSeq and is a predicted model, not a curated record. The coding region runs from base 130 to 1227 and encodes 365 amino acids. Lineage: Eukaryota; Viridiplantae; Chlorophyta; Trebouxiophyceae; Coccomyxaceae. The transcript is spliced from 13 exons.